AUGGGGGUGGACAGAUGGCAGACGUUUAAGGAGCAUGAGCGCAAGGAGGCACUCAAACAGCCAACUCUUUUCAAAGUGAAGAAGGAAGCUCUUGCCCCUCCCAAAGCCAAAGCGAAGGCCUUGAAAGCUAAGACGGCAGUGUUGAAAGGGGUUCACAGCCACAAAAAGAAGAUCUGCAUAGUCACCCAAUUUCCGGUGGCCCAAGACCCUGCGGCUCCAGAGGCAGCCUCAGAAGAGUGCACCCAAGAGAAACAAGCUGGACCACUAUGCCAUCAUCAAAUGCCCCCUGACCACCAAGUCAUCCAUGAAGAAAAUAGAGAAUACACUUCUGUUCAUGUGAAUGUCAAGUCUAACAAGCACCAGAUCAAACAGGCCAUGAAGAAACUCCAUGACAUUGAUGUGGCCAAAGCCAAUACCCUAAUAAGGCCUGACAGAGAGAAGAAGGCGUAUGUUCGGUUGGCUCCUAAUGAUGAUGAUGAUGCUCUGGAUGUUGCCAAGAAGAUUGGGAUCUAA
This is a messenger RNA of Meriones unguiculatus (Mongolian gerbil), 513 nucleotides long. Its product is annotated as large ribosomal subunit protein uL23-like. Gene Ontology annotation, molecular function: rRNA binding; structural constituent of ribosome. NCBI's taxonomy places the organism in Eukaryota, Metazoa, Chordata, Mammalia, Rodentia, Muridae. The record is from RefSeq and is a predicted model, not a curated record. The coding region runs from base 1 to 513 and encodes 170 amino acids. Gene Ontology annotation, biological process: translation; ribosomal large subunit assembly. The transcript has 2 exons. Gene Ontology annotation, cellular component: cytosolic large ribosomal subunit; ribosome.